This is a messenger RNA of Conger conger (European conger), 2449 nucleotides long. Its product is annotated as zinc finger protein OZF-like. The transcript has 3 exons. The coding region runs from base 135 to 1478 and encodes 447 amino acids. Lineage: Eukaryota; Metazoa; Chordata; Actinopteri; Anguilliformes; Congridae. The record is from RefSeq and is a predicted model, not a curated record.
GUUAAUUCAGCCAUUACAAUUUGGAAAGAAUAAAAUUGUGAGAAGGUGUAAACGUUCCGCCAACUGAAGACUUAUUUUUGCUGGAAAUAAAUGCCAUUAAUACAACUCCGAAAAGUCGCAAGGCUUUGGUGAUUAUGAUGGCCAAUGCUGAAGAAGAGGCCAGGGAUGAAAUGGAGACAGUCACGAUAAAAGAGGAAACUGUAGAGGAUGAUAUUUCAGCGGAAAUCUUGGAGCAAUGCCUUCUGGAAGACAAAGACUUCAGUGGCAAAUAUAAUAAUAUCCAAAACUUAUCCUGUAGAAGAUCCUGUAGAGGCCAGCAAGCACUGGACAAACACUUGCUUGAGAAACACUGGUCUAGUUUUGUAAAGGAGGAAGUGAUGCAGGGGCCAUUGCAGGUUAACAAGCAGCAAGAGACAAGCCUGUCUAUUGUGAGCACCACUGUCCUUCCUGGGGCCUUGUGGACAGGGGAGCAUGUUCUGACUUUCCACCACUGCCCGGAAUGUCACCAGAGUUACCAGUGCCUGAACAUUUUUACACAGAAAACUGUGUACCUGUCAAGAGUACAGUCUGGCAUCAAGGAGGACCUAGAAGGGGUUGCAGAAACAAUAUUUCACUGUAUGAAAUGUGGGGAAAUGUUCCAGCGCAAGGAGGUACUGAAGGUACACCAGCUCACACACAUAGAAGCCAGGCCUUAUUCCUGUACAGACUGUGGUAAGACCUUUCCGCAAUUUGACUCUCUGAAACUGCACAGCAGAAGCCACUUUGAAGAGACUUUGAAGCAGAACAUGGUGAAGGGGACCAGUGAGCCAUGUGCUGUUAACUCUUGUAGUGAGUGUGGUAUGGUGUUUCACCAGCUCUGCAGUCUACGUGAUCAUGAGAAGACACACCAUGGGAGAACUCUGUACAUCUGCACGGACUGUGGAAAGAGCUUUCGACAGUCACGCAACCUGCAGCGGCACCAGAGCAUCCACACGGGAGAAAUGCCCUAUCACUGCAAAGAUUGCAACAAAGGUUUCAGCCAGAUGGGUUCCCUCAAGCUGCACUUGCGCAGUCACACUGGUGAGACCCCAUACCAGUGUUCCUUCUGUGACAAGAGCUUUAGCCAGCUGCAGAACCUGAAGAGACACCGCCGCACUCAUACCGGAGAGACUCCAUACCCCUGUGCAGAAUGCGGCAAGAGCUUCAGCCAGCUAGGCAACCUGAAGGCUCACCUCCGUAUACACACAGGAGAGACGCCAUUCUCCUGCUCAGUGUGUGGUAAGGGCUUCAAGAACAAAGGAAACCUCAAGGCCCACUACCGGAUCCACACAGGGGAGACCCCAUUCCAGUGCAAGGACUGUGGGAAGAACUUUGGCUGGUUGGCUGCCCUUAAGACUCAUCAACGCACUCACACAGGGGAGAGGCCAUACCACUGUGAGCGGUGUGGUGAGAGUUUUGCCUACUCAUACAAACUUCGCACACAUGGCUGCCAGGGCUGAUGGAGACCCCUGGGUCUGUUGGUAAGUACUUCAGAGAGGACAAUUCAAGAGAGGCUUCACUAAACUCAAUUCAAUCUGUAUGUUGUUAACUAUGUUUAAUGUGGUAUUGAUCUACCAAUGACCAAAUAUAACUUGAUUCAUAUUUGUAUGUAAUAACAUAACUUUUUCAAAAUUCUCUCAAAAAACUGUUUUUCAGUUAAGUCCUAAGUUUUGGUUAAGAAAAAUGACCCCUCUCACACACAUCUCCCACUGUGAAGAUCUUUUAGACUGACACAACAGAACAACUUGACAGAUUUGUGGCAGUGCAUCACAGUCAGCGCUGGCAAUACUAGACCAUAAGGCUCUUCCAAACACUAGAACAGUACUUUACGAGGAUGUAGUUGCUCAAUCUUCAUUCAUAUUUGAACGCCGAGUUUGAAAGUUUGAUCAGAGUUCUGUGAGCCAGGUGAGCUGGGCUGGACACAUUUAAUUUGCAUUUGUGCAAAUACAGAACCUUCAAACAUAUCACAGCACUCGCUGGACUGCACCCAACAUGUAUUGCACCCCUCUCCAUAGUGAAUAAAUUUUGUUCCUACCUAAGAAACAAUUAUAACACAAGAAAAUUGGUGACUGCGCCAAGUUCUCUUAAAUCAUACAAGCGAUUGAAGAACAAAUCUGUUCGUAUGACUGAUUUUUGCGUGAGGCCCAUUGUUCUAGAAUGGCAUUGCUUUCAAUAACCUUUCUUAUAACAACAUCAGAAUGUUCAGAUUGGAACAUUCUAAUUACAUAGUUGUGAUUUUGUUCCUGAAAGGGAUGACUUACUCACAAAUACUUUCACCUUCAAAUACUUUGCUGGGUUUCACAUGACCAGUUCAGCAAUGUCUGUUCAGUAGAUCCUGUUCGUUGUUGAGGCAUCUGUUAGUCUGACAAAGAUAGGUGUCCACCUGUAUUUUUUGCCUGCGCCACAUUAAAAGGCAUUUCCAUUUGCUGUC